Molecule: messenger RNA, 855 nt
Organism: Beta vulgaris subsp. vulgaris (sugar beet)
Lineage: Eukaryota; Viridiplantae; Streptophyta; Magnoliopsida; Caryophyllales; Amaranthaceae
Exons: 1
Coding region: 1-855 (284 amino acids)
Source: RefSeq, a predicted model, not a curated record
AUGGAGAUAAAAGAUCAACAUGAAUUAAAGGCGCCAGCUCUGAAAACUCCCUAUAGGAAUAGGGUUAAGAGCAAAUAUUGUCAUUUCCAUAAAGAUUGUGGCGAUGAAACAAAUGAAUGCAAACAUCUGAAGAGAGCUCAGGAAGAUUUAGCUCGCAAAGGGAAGAUGAAUUCAUACCUGCCCCGAGAGGGAAGAAAGUUUCAGAAAAGAUAUGACCGUCAGAACAAGAGAAAAGAAAGUGAAAGUACUGACGAAGAUGUGGUGCUUGUCAUAUCUGGAGGUUUUGCAGCUGGAGGUCCAACCAGCCGAAGACCUAAAAAUUACCUAAGGGAACUCGGCCAGAUCGUGCUCACCAAUCAAGCAGAGUCUGACCCCUUUCCAAAGGUAGUCGUCAGUGAGCUGUAUCGUGGGAAAUUCAGAACCCCUCAUGACGAUCCCUUGGUUGUGGAGAUGAAGAUUAUCAAUUUGAGAGUAAGAAGGAUUUUGAUUGAUACCGAGAGUUCGACGGAUAUCAUAAGCCCAGAUUGUUUGUCAAGGUUGAAGUUCAAUGAGAAUGAUUUGGUCCCAGUUCAUCACCCCAUAAUUAGGUUUGGAGGAGUAAUCCACCCUAUGGGAACUGUUACCUUACCCGUCAUGGUAGGAGAAAAGGAAGCAUCCAGAACGUUGUUUGUUAAGUUCUUGGUGGUACGAGAUUUGACGGCCUACAAUGUCAUUCGUGGACGACCCACCUUGAACCACAUCAAAACAGUGAUUGUUACUCAUCUGAUGCUAAUGAAAUUCGAGCGUGAUGGGGGGAGAAUCGGAUCUCUAUAUGGAGAUCAGCAAGCAGCAAGAAAUGCUAUCUCACUACUUUAA